AGGAUGAACGAGACAAAGAAACAAAGAUCAAAACUCUAACGGUAACCCUCAGUUACAAUGUACAACGGCACACUCUUUCUCUCUCUAAAAGUAUAUAAAAGAAAUUAAAGAAAAGAAGUUCAAAAUCUCUUAACGGCAGCAUUUCAAAAACAAAAACAAAACCCUCUAACGGUAACCCUCAAUUGCAAUUUACAACUCUUUUUCUCUCUCCUAAUUCAUCCAUUUCAGCUGAAAAUUAACAAAUUAUCAAACAAUUCAGGAUUCCCAUCAUCAAAUUAUCUUUCGGCUGCCCUCAAUUUGAGGAAUCAGAUAGUAAGAGUAAGAGAAACAAAUUGCGGAAAAAUCAAGAUUAAAAUCUUUGAUCUUCAACCUAUUUGAGCAAAAAUUCAAUUUAUAUUGGUGGAUCCAAGUUAUGUGCUGCUACAUUUGAUGAAAAACUGUUGAUUUUGAAGGAAUAAAUACACCUGCCAUUUUUCAAUUUACAAUUAAAAUACAAAAUCAUAUCAGCACAAUGACAGUAAAAUGUCCUUCAACCCCAAAUUCAAAGAUUGAUAAAUCAUCAGCAGCAUCUACCCCAGUAUCGACACCGGCAUCACGAGUAAAUCGAACGCCUGCAUCGACACCCGGUGGGCCGAAAGCCGCCAAGGAAGAUAAAAUUGUUGUGACUGUAAGGUUAAGGCCUUUAAGUACAAGGGAGCAGGCAGCAAAAGAUCAAGUAGCAUGGGAAUGUAUUGAUGAACAGACAAUUGUUCAUAAAACUCCGGUUAAUGAUCGUUCAAUGCAACCGUCUUCAUUUACAUUCGACAAAGUAUUCGGUCCGGCGUCUGUGACUGAGACUGUGUAUGAAGAAGGGGUGAAAAAUGUGGCAUUAUCUUCUUUGAUGGGUAUAAAUGCAACAAUUUUUGCUUAUGGACAGACAAGUAGUGGUAAGACAUUUACAAUGAGAGGAAUUACAGAGAAAGCUGUAACAGAUAUUUAUAACCACAUAAUGAAUACCCCAGAAAGAGAGUUUACUAUCAGGAUUUCUGGAUUAGAAAUCUACAAUGAGAAUGUCAGAGAUCUUUUGAAUUCUGAGUCCGGUCGCAAUCUUAAGCUAUUGGAUGAUCCAGAAAAAGGUACUGUUGUUGAGAAGCUGGUGGAAGAAACUGCUACUAAUGACCUGCAUCUUAGACGCUUGAUUAGCGUAUGCGAGGCUCAAAGACAAGUGGGUGAAACUGCUCUCAAUGAUAAUAGUUCGCGAUCUCACCAAAUUAUUCGACUGACAAUACAAAGUACACUGCGUGAAAGCUCAGGCUGCAUUAGGUCCUAUGUUGCAAGCCUGAAUUUUGUAGACCUUGCUGGAAGUGAGAGGGCUGCACAAACACAUGCAGAUGGUGUCAGACUUAGGGAAGGCUGUCAUAUUAAUCUCAGUCUUAUGACUCUGACAACAGUAAUUAGGAAGCUCAGUGCUGGUGGCAAGCGAACUGGUCAUAUACCUUACAGAGACUCAAAACUUACGCGGAUACUACAACACUCUCUUGGAGGGAAUGCCCGUACUGCUAUCAUAUGUACAUUGAGUCCAGCAAUGAGUCAUGUUGAGCAGACACGGAAUACACUAUUUUUUGCAACUCGGGCUAAGGAAGUGACUAACAACGCUCAAGUGAACAUGGUCGUCUCUGAUAAGCAACUAGUGAAACAGUUGCAAAAGGAAGUAGCCAGAUUAGAAGCAGAGUUGCGUACACCUGAUGCUUCAGAUAAGGACCUGAAAAUUCACCAGAUGGAAAAGGAGAUGGAAGAGUUGAGACGUCAAAGAGAUCUUGCACUAUCUGAAGUAGAAAAGCUGCGUCAAAAAGUUCAGGAGGAGAAGGGAAGUGAGGUUAUUGGUCCGUUGGGAUCCCCUCGACCAGUUAAAAAGUGUCUUUCCUUCUCCGGCACAUUGACAUCAAACUUGAACGUAAAGCAACAGGGAAGUCAGGCACAGUAUAAGACUGUUAGGCAAUCAAUGAGAAAGUCGUCUACUGCUCCAUUCACCCUCAUGCAUGAAAUUAGGAAGCUUGAGCACCUGCAGGAGCAACUUGGAGAAGAAGCCAAUCGAGCUCUAGAAGUGCUGCAAAAAGAGGUUGCUUGCCAUAGACUAGGUAAUCAAGAUGCAGCUGAGACAAUUGCUAGGCUGCAAGCAGAGAUAAGAGAAAUGCGUUCUGUUAGAAAAGAACUCAAGGAAGAUGAUGAAGUCGGGGCAGUCGUUGCCACGAAUAAGAGUGUUAGUGCUAAUCUGAAGGAUGAGAUUACAAGACUUCAUAGUCAAGGAAGUACAAUUGCUAAUCUUGAAGAGCAACUUGAAAAUGUACAAAGGUCGAUAGACAAAUUAGUAAUGUCUCUUCCAAAUAAUGAUGAGCCAAAUGGUGAAGCAAUUCAGAACUCGAAAUCCCAAUCAAAAAAGAAGAAAUUACUUCCUUUAAGUUCAAGCAGUAGUGCUAACAGACAAAAUCUAUUAAGAUCGCCAUGCUCUCCUUUAUCUACUACUGACCAAGUUGUGGAGACUGAAAUUGAAAAUAGGAGUCCAGUAAGUGAGAAUAUUGUUGCUACUGAACCUACGCACUACGUAGAGAAAGGAACACCUACAAAAACUGAAGGAGCUGGAGGAGAUGUUUCAUCUAAGGAAGGUUCAGGACCUUCAGGUUACAGAAGAUCAAGUUCAGUUAACAUGAAGAAAAUGAAACAAAUGUUUCAGAAUGCAGCAGAAGAGAACGUACGAAACAUAAGAACAUAUGUUACAGAACUGAAAGAACGUGUUGCCAAACUCCAAUAUCAGAAGCAGUUGCUUGUCUGCCAGGUGCUCGAGUUGGAAGCAAAUGAAGCAGCUGGUUACAAUGUUGAGAACGAUGAAGAAGAUUUUGAAGAAAACGAACCCCAAGUUUCAUGGCAUAUAACUUUCAAGGAGCAAAGACAGCAGAUUAUUGAAUUAUGGGAUGUUUGUUAUGUAUCCAUCAUUCACAGGACUCAAUUUUACCUGCUAUUUAAAGGAGACACCGCAGACCAGAUCUACAUGGAAGUUGAGCUCAGGCGUUUGACUUGGCUGCAGCAGCACUUGGCAGAAACUGGAAAUGCAAGUCCUGCUCCUCCUAGUGGAGAUGAACCCACAGUUUCUAUUUCAUCCAGUAUUCGAGCAUUGAGGCGAGAAAGGGAGUUCCUCGCAAAGAGGGUGACCACACGCCUAAGCCCCGAGGAAAAAGAAGCAUUGUACAUGAAAUGGGGCAUCCCACUUGAAGGAAAACAAAGAAGGCUGCAUUUUGUGAGUAAGUUGUGGACUGAUCCUCAUGACCCUCUCCAUGUGCAUGAGAGCGCGGAGAUUGUGGCUAAGCUUGUAGGGUUUUGCGAGGGUGGUAAGGCCUCAAGGGAGAUGUUUGAGCUAAACUUUGCACAUCCAACUGAUAAAAGACCAUGGAUUGCAGGCUGGAAUCACAUCUCCAACCUGCUUCACAUUUAAGAGGCUGUUUUUUAUUUGUAAGUACGACAAAUCAUAUGUUCUGUAAAUGUACUCGAAAACAAAAAGUACUGGAGGUCUCUCCAUGACUUAAUUAAUUCAUUCUUUCUGUUCUGGCUGUUGAUCAGAUGACUGUCACUGCAAUAUAACCGUUAAGUUUUGGAGUU
Messenger RNA from Beta vulgaris subsp. vulgaris (sugar beet), 3630 nucleotides. RefSeq names its product kinesin-like protein NACK1. Gene Ontology annotation, molecular function: microtubule binding; microtubule motor activity; ATP binding. The transcript is spliced from 13 exons. The record is from RefSeq and is a predicted model, not a curated record. The coding region runs from base 512 to 3466 and encodes 984 amino acids. Lineage: Eukaryota; Viridiplantae; Streptophyta; Magnoliopsida; Caryophyllales; Amaranthaceae. Gene Ontology annotation, biological process: microtubule-based movement.